Molecule: messenger RNA, 2019 nt
Organism: Penicillium macrosclerotiorum
Lineage: Eukaryota; Fungi; Ascomycota; Eurotiomycetes; Eurotiales; Aspergillaceae
Product: E1 ubiquitin-activating protein ubaB
Exons: 9
Coding region: 1-2019 (672 amino acids)
Biological process (GO): protein sumoylation
Cellular component (GO): cytoplasm; SUMO activating enzyme complex
Molecular function (GO): SUMO activating enzyme activity
Source: RefSeq, a predicted model, not a curated record
AUGCGAGCCAGUUCUAUCAAGCGCUCCCUCGGAGUUGACCUGACCAACAGCAUCAAGGAGUCGCGCGUUCUUCUUGUUGGCGCUGGUGGUAUCGGCUGUGAGCUCCUCAAGAACCUCGUCCUCACCGGCUUCGGCGAAAUCCAUAUCGUUGAUCUUGAUACUAUCGACCUGAGCAAUCUAAAUCGCCAGUUUCUCUUCCGACAUGAACAUAUCAAGAAGCCGAAAGCUUUGGUACGCCUUCAGAACCCCCCGGCAGAGCUCCAUCGUCUCCUCCCUUGCCCGCCUACCGUUGCGCUCUUUGCGCCGUCCCCGUUGAAAACCAGGAACGAAGUAGCGAAAGAAGUUGCGCAUAGAUUUCAACCCAGCGUGAGGCUUGAAGCCCACCACGCAGACAUCACGGAAAGCCGAUUCAAUGUCGAUUGGUUCAAGAGUUUCAACAUCGUCUUCAAUGCCCUAGACAAUCUAGCAGCUCGUCGCCAUGUGAACCGCAUGUGCCUCGCGGCUAGUGUGCCAUUGGUGGAGAGUGGAACAACUGGAUUCAAUGGCCAAGUACAGGUUAUUGAAAAGGUGAGCCACCCAGACGCGCAGAGGGCCGGCCUUUCAGAUAACGGCAAGCUGAUUCAAAGAUUUCAGGGAACAACCGAGUGUUAUGACUGCAACGAAAAGGAGACACCGAAGUCGUUUCCCAUUUGCACCAUUCGCAGCAACCCCUCCCAGCCCAUCCACUGCAUUGUAUGGGCCAAAAGCUACUUGAUCCCGGAGCUUUUUGGCAAGGGAGAGGAGUCCGACAUACUUGAUAAUACUGAAACUGCGGAGAAUGCGGAAGAAAUUGCUGAACUUCGAAAAGAGGCAGAGGCUCUGAAGGAGAUCCGAGAAUCGAUGGGGUCGGACGAAUUUUCCAGAAAAGUUUUUGAGAAAGUCUUUAAAACGGAUAUCGAGAGGUUGCGCGAAGCAGAAGAUAUGUGGAAGGAACGUAAAGCGCCAGAUAUCUUAGAUUAUGAUACACUUUCUGAGGCAUCAAAGGCCCUCGAACCUUUGGUUUCCAUCCAAGACCAAAGAGAGUGGACGAUAGAGGAGGACUUUGUGGUAUUCAAGGACAGUCUGAAGCGCCUGAGUGCGCGCCUCAAGGAACUUAAAGACAAGAAGUCCCCAGAAGACCCCGAGCCAGUAUUGACCUUUGACAAGGAUGAUGUUGACACCUUGGAUUUUGUCACUGCGACAGCUAACCUACGAGCCACUGCAUUCCACUUGAAUCCUAAGUCAAAAUUCGACACAAAACAGAUGGCUGGAAACAUUAUCCCAGCUAUUGCGACGACAAAUGCUAUGACAGCAGGCCUAUGUGUUCUCCAGGCAUUCAAAGUGCUCCAAAAUGACCUCGCGAAUGCGAAAAUGGUUUUCCUCGAAAGAUCGGGAGCCCGUGCAAUCAACUCUGACUCUCUAGAUCCACCCAAACCAGACUGCCCGGUAUGCUCACCUGUGUUCGCUCGGAUUACAGUCGACCUGCAACGCGCAACUCUCCAGGAUGUUGUCGAAGGUGUGCUUCGAUCUGAGUUGGGUUAUGGCGAAGAACUGUCUAUCAUAAGGGGCACGCAUUUGAUCUUCGAUCCCGACAUGGAAGACGAGCUCCCUAAGAAACUUUCCGACCUCAAUAUUGGCCACGAGACUUUUCUCACAAUCAUCGAUGACGACGAUGUGGGUAAGGCUCCCCGUGUCAACCUGGAGCUUGUGGUCAUGGAACAAACCGAACCUUCCUCUGAAGAAUCAGCUGUGGUCUCGCUCCAACAGGUUCUCGAUAUUCCGCGAAAGUCGAAGAAGCCCGAAGCGACAAGCUCAGAGGAAACAACAGCAGCCAAUGGAACGGCAGUCACCGGGAAACGUAAGCGUGAGGGCGAGGAUGAACCGUUAACGAAUGGCCACAUCUCUAAGAAGGUUGUUGGAGAAUCAUCGAUUAAUGGCAAAGGCGACGAUACUGAGCCAAUUGUUCUGGAUGACGAUGGCACCAUUUUGAUUGACGACUAG